AUGGAGCCAAAGGAGGAGGCGGAGGUUUCAACACCUUUAACGAAUGGAGUUGACCACUCUGAAGACCACUCUGAAAAUUCAACCCCAGAAACUCAAGAAAAGAAAGUUUGUGACCCGAUAGCUGAAUGUUUUAUCUGCAAAAAUAUUUACAACUUGCCCAAAGUGCUACCGUGUUUUCACAGUUUUUGUUGCCAAUGCUUAGAGGACCAUAUUUCCAAGUCAUUGAAUCAAAAUGGACAGAGACAUUUUGCAUGCCCAGUGUGUGAGGAGAAAUGUGAGAUUCCUUCUGGAGCACUACCUGGGCAGUACGCUCACGGAUUUCAAGACGAUCUCUUUCUAACAAAACUAGUAGAGUUACAAAGUGCAAUGUGUGAGGGCAAAGAGUGUGAUAUUUGUGAUAGGAGAGAGGAAAAGACACCGGCAUCACACUGGUGUAUGGAUUGCAAUGAUGCCCUCUGCGAUAUAUGCCUCAAGGUCCACCUUCAUGGAAAAACAACGGCAGGACACUCUUGUCUAGCUAUUGCAGAAAUGAGAAAAAUUCCCCUGGAAUCAUUGAUGAAACAAAAGAACAAAGUCCCUUGUUCAAAGCACAAUGAACUCAUAACCUUGUUCUGCGUCGACUGUCGAGAACCCCUUUGUGUUCAGUGCAUGGCUGUGUCUCAUCGCAGAUGUGAAAAUGUUAUCACCGUUGCAGACGCAUUAACUUCUAGGGCAGAUGUCAACGACGUUGUCACCAGACUCCACAAGUUACAGAUGGCCGUAGAGAAUGUAGGUGGAAUAGGUCAGCCAGACAGAACAUUAGAAAGCAGCAUUCAUGAAGCUCAAGAGAGAGUCAACACUGUCUGCGACUCCAUUUGCAAUAGAGUUCGACAGUAUCAGUCAAGUCUAAUAAAGAACCUCCAGUUGCAAGCAGAAAAAGCUAAAGGGCUACUACAAGAUCGCAUCGAGCCUAGAAAAUCAGGGUUGAAAUCAAUAAAGGCUGCAAAUGAUAGGAUGCAGACAAUUUUACGUUACGGAAGCGAUGUCGAGAUACUGCUAGCAUAUAACCAAGUUCGGAAAAAGCUAGAUUCUUGCCAGGGUGCUAUUGGUAACACAGAACAAAAAGCUCCCUCCGUCCGAAUAGAAUUCGUCUUGGACGAAACAGUUGAGCGUUUUAUCGAAAGCUUUGAAAGACUUGGAGAUCUAAUUGUUGAUGAGGGAGAUUCUGACGAAGGAAUUAACUCUUGGGGUGUCACUUGUACUUCAUCCGACGACAUAAUUGUUACAGACUGCAAGAACAAGCGCAUUCAGAAGUUCAGUAAGUUUGGAGAUUUGGUUGAUUACGUUCAGCUUGAGGACGAGCCAAGGGACAUCACUACCUGCGGGAACAGAGAUGAUGUCGCCAUUACAAUGAUAGGCAAGCUCGUCAUCUUCCUGGCCACGCGAAAAACCAUGCAGCUCAUCAAACGCGCAAAGACAGAACGACAAUACGAUGGAAUUUCUUACUCUGAAAAAGAUGCCUUUCUUAUUGUCUCGUCAGUGCGUGACCAGAUAGUUGAUAUAAUCCAUCUUGACGGAAGCAUCCUGCGAUCAUUUGGGGGUGGAGCAGGUGAUCGGGUUCUUUUCAACGAGCCGCGAUACGUAUCGGCAACACCAGAUCGAACUGUAAUCAUAUCAGAUGUCGGUCAAAACGCUGUCAUCUGCAUGGACCAUAACGGAAGAGUCGUUUUCCGGUACAAACCUGAUGGCCCAAAUAGCCUGAAGAAACCACAGGGCGCAUGCGUGGACAAGAUUGGGAACCUCUUUGUAGCCGAUUUCGGUAACAAUCGCGUACAGUUGCUGGCCAGUGAUGGUACUUUUCAGAGACAUGUACUCGGAAUAGAGAGCGCGUUGGAAAAACCCGUGGCAAUAAGAGUAAGCGGAAGCAAUCGGAUGGUAAUAGUUCAGAGUGAUGGAAUGGUUAAGGUGUUUAGCUAUUCAUAGGACAAAAUAUGAAAAAAAAAAAAAGUGAACACUACCAUAUACACGUACCAGUAAAAAUAGUGGUGCACAGCCCUUGUGUCAACAUUUUUUAAUUGCUUUCCAAUGCCAAAUGUCGAAGAUAUUACGCAAACAAACAAAAUUAUCCUUAGCAAAAAUAUCUGGGUGAAGAAAUAAGAUUUAUUGCAAUUUCUUAUGCGUGCAUUUUACCUACA
Saccostrea cuccullata (small rock oyster) is the source of this 2174-nucleotide messenger RNA. RefSeq names its product tripartite motif-containing protein 3-like. Gene Ontology annotation, molecular function: protein binding; zinc ion binding. Bases 1 to 1962 code for a protein of 653 amino acids. NCBI's taxonomy places the organism in Eukaryota, Metazoa, Mollusca, Bivalvia, Ostreida, Ostreidae. The record is from RefSeq and is a predicted model, not a curated record. The transcript is spliced from 2 exons.